Messenger RNA from Triticum urartu, 785 nucleotides. The record is from RefSeq and is a predicted model, not a curated record. NCBI's taxonomy places the organism in Eukaryota, Viridiplantae, Streptophyta, Magnoliopsida, Poales, Poaceae.
CCCCGUCCCCAAACUCUUCCUCCAUCCGCCGCCGCCACACGUUGCCUCUCCUUCUCCCCAUCCUCUGCCGCCACGCCUCUCGUCUCCUCAUCCCUGUCCUCCGACUUCACCUACCCACCUCCAACCGAUGAUGGUGGCCCGAGAUCCAUGGCGACGGUGGUUGCAGCGGCCCCAUGGAAGCGGCGGCCAACCCUAGCCACUGCGGCGCGCCUCUGCUGCUCACAAUAAAUGGCCAGGGCCAUGGAUCUGACCAGGGGCCUCCCUCCUGCGUCUCCUGGGCCGCGCAACUGCCUCGCCAUCCAGAGAUUUGGAGCAGCAAGUGUUGGACGAGCAGAGGACAGCGACCGUGACCCGCAGGAGGCCCAAGCUCGACCUCGCCGGCGACGACGAUUCCCCACACAAGAUCAACAGGAGCUCUCCGCCUCUCCAGAUCCAUGGACGGCGACAACCGAGACCCCACGCUCGAGCCUGACAAGCUGGGCGAGCUCGACGGCGAGGUCGUCCGCCCUGUCCACCAUGAUUUCCCAUAGAACAAGGUAAGAUUGGGAAGCUGGCUACUUGAUGCUGCCCAUCAAUCAGCCAUGACAUGAUGGUUGCCAUCAGGAGGGCCGAUAGCAAGAAUCUAAAUAACAACCUUGAUAGUUUGUAUGUUAUGUUGAUGUAACAUGAAUUGUACUAAUUCCUAACCGUGAUGUGUGAUAUAUUUUUUCAAUCUAUAUUGUAAGUUAUCAUUUUGUAAAGAAUUUUGUAAACUGCUACGUUGUAAAUACAUACAUAUGUGCAUA